Daldinia childiae is the source of this 4467-nucleotide messenger RNA. Its product is annotated as UDP-glucose:glycoprotein glucosyltransferase. The record is from RefSeq and is a predicted model, not a curated record. The transcript is spliced from 8 exons. Bases 1 to 4467 code for a protein of 1488 amino acids. Gene Ontology annotation, molecular function: UDP-glucose:glycoprotein glucosyltransferase activity. NCBI's taxonomy places the organism in Eukaryota, Fungi, Ascomycota, Sordariomycetes, Xylariales, Hypoxylaceae. Gene Ontology annotation, cellular component: endoplasmic reticulum.
AUGUCAACCACCAACGAGGAAGGCAUGACCCAAAUCCCCGAGCAGCAAACAAACGAGUGGGAAGCGGAUAGCAACAAAAACGGGGCUGCGUCGAAGCAAUGCAAUUCCAAACCGGAGAUUGCAGGAGAUCGAUUUGGAAUUGACGAAGAUGACACUACAAGAUCCAAUUCCUGGAACGAGUUGCCAUGUGGCCUUGCAGCCACUCUUCUGGCAACUCUAUGCUUGAACUUGGGUCAUGUCGUAGCCGGACCCUCCGUUAAUGUUGCUAUGAAAGCUGCAUUCCCAGCUCCUCCCUAUCUCGUCGAGCUCUUAGAGACCGCCGCCGGAGAGAACGCAACAUCUUACUUCCCACUCCUCGAUCGAAUCGCCGAUGGUACCUUUGCGGAUGCGAAGACAGACAAGGAACUGUACGAGAAGUUCCUCCAAAUUUUAAAACAAGAUGGCCACAUGGAAAGCCCAGAGGCGUUGUCUACUUUCAAGCUUGCCCUCUCCAUGAGCGCCCCCCUAGGAAAAGCCAGAACCGACUGUGCUGAGUGGGUGCUCAUGAGCGGGAAUCAGUAUUGCUCAGCUUCGCUUGCGCAUGCCGACGGUCACAUCGCAGGGGACACGCAAACACGGUCGCUUCCAUUCGAUCGCGCUUUAGGAGCAGGCCCUGAAGUGAUACUAUACGCGGAUAUCGCCAAACCCGAAUUUGGGCCCUUCCAUAAAUCCCUAUCCGAGAUGGCCCGAAAAGGGGAGGUUUCGUACCGGUUAAGAUAUCGCGUCGACCAAACCGAGGAACGAGAAGCGCUGCCGGUCAGCGGGUACGGUGUGGAGCUUCAGCUGAAGCGGACAGACUAUAUUGUCAUUGACGACCGCGAAGCCGAAUCCGAGACGAGUUCGGCCGCUAAGUCCGCACCUACUGAAGUCGUACUCGACGGGGAAGAGGACGUAACAGACCUAAAGCCGCUGUCAAGUUCUGAAUUGGCAUCGUUGGGUCUCAAAGCCGGUUCUUUUAUCAUGCAAAGCGAUGACCCUUUCCAAACAUUGAUCAAGUUGACUCAAGACUUCCCGAAGUUCUCUACCUCGGUCGCCGCACAUAACGCUUCGGACGCUUUCGUUAAGGAGCACCGCCAGAAUCGAGCCCUGAGCGUACCUGCCGGGAUGAAUGUCCUCUGGAUGAACGGCGUCCAGCUGAUCGAACGACAAAUCGAUCCGUUCACUCUCGUCAACAGCAUUCGGCGGGAAAGAAAGCUUAUCGAGGGAGUAACAAGUUUGGGCUUGAGCGGAAAAGAAGCCGUGUCCCUACUUGGUCAUCGCGAAGUAACAUUGGCCAAGUCGGACGACGAGCCUCGUAGAUUCGACUGGCGGGACGAAAUCGAGGAGGGCCGCGUCAUUAUCUGGUUGAACAACAUCGAGAAGGACAAGCGAUACGCCGAGUAUCCUAAGAGUCUUAUGGCUCUUAUGCAAAGGACCUAUCCUGGGCAGAUUCCUCCGAUCCGCAAGGAUAUAUUCAACCUAGUCAUCCCGGUUGACUUGACCAAGCCAGAAGAUCUAUCCUUAGUUGUUGAGCAACUUCAAGCUUUCAUAAAAAGGCUACUCCCCGUCCGCUUCGGAUUGGUACCGUUAACACCAACGAAGACAGCCGAAGAGCGAGCGAAGGUAGCCUAUUAUCUGCUAGAGAACUACGGAUUAUCCAGCCUCAUCUCCUAUCUAGAGGCUUGCAGCACUGGUGACCGCUCUGAACAGGCAUACUUUGACAAGGCAAUUAAAAACCGCACUACGAAAGACGAAGUCGCACCUCUUUCAUUCAAGGAUAUCCUCGAAUCAGAGGACCACGCCAAACAAAUCAAGCUUGUAAAUCAUUGGGUAGAGCGACUCAACGCUAAUACAGAAGUGCCUCCACUGUUUCUUAACGGUCUAGCCAUACCGCGGGAAGACAAUUGGCUUCAAGUCAUGAGCAUGAGGAUGGGCACCGACCUACAGCUAGUCCAACAGGGAAUCUUCACGGGCACGGUCGACGACGAGACGUGGAUUCCGCAGCUCUUCCUAGAGGGUGCAGCAACUCGACGCAAUCUCUACAUCUACCCCGACGGCGAGAAUACUCUCAUCGUAUUAGACGUAAAUAAGCUCUACUCCGAACACAACGAUCUGUUUGAACGGGUUCCAGUUAUCGAAGCGGGCGAAGACACGAGCAAGGAGACCUGGGCUACUCUGACAGUUGUUGCCGAUCUGAGCUCGCAGCGAGGUCUCCGUCUUCUCCUAUCUGCCUUAUCAUUCCGGCGUAACAACCCCGGAGUGCGUCUCGACAUUGUCAAUAACGCUUUGAAAUCGAGCAGCGCACACGAGAUCAACGCGCUGCUCAAGAAGGACGUUGCCAAACUCUUGGAAGUUGAAAAUCUGGAGACGCUAGAAGUCCUCUUAUCGGGCCCAGCUGACGUGCAGGACGACGGAUAUAAUGCAGCGUUGUCGCGUUUCCUAACAGCCGCAGCCGUCGCCCCAGGUGCAGAGUUUCUCAUCCUCAACGGUCGUGUGGUCGGCCCAUUCGUCGACGAGUCGGGAUUUACAGAGAAUGACUUCGAGCUGCUGCUUGAGUUCGAGCAGGAAACAAGAAUACUCCCGGUGUAUAAGGCAGUUGACGCUCUGGGUUUGGCAGACAAGAUUACACAUCCUCUAACUGCCGCGAAGCUCACGUCAAUAACUGCUCUAUCUACUAUAUCAGACCUUCCAGAAGGAAUUUUCGAAUCCGCCCCGACGCUAAGAACGGCUCUAUUCGACGCGUGGAACUCCACCCACACGAUGAUCGACGUCGGUGAUGCGUCCACGGCUAAUAUCCACUUCGUUGCCGUGAUCAACCCUGCCAGCGAGAUAGGACAGAAGUGGGCUCCUAUACUCAAGGUUCUGUCCCAGCUAGACGGUGUCUACAUGCGCAUCUUCUUGAACCCGAAAGAAAAGAUCGAAGAGCUACCGGUUAAAAGAUUCUACCGCUACGUCUUAGACUCGGCGCCAUCCUUCGACGAAGAUGGAAAGGUCAGCGCUCUGAGCGCGAUAUUCAAGGGACUUCCUUCAGAAGCUCUUCUCAAUCUCGGUAUGGACGUGCCGCCUGCCUGGCUAGUAGCAGCGAAGGUUUCAAUUCACGAUUUGGAUAACGUGAAGUUGAGCUCCAUCAAGACAGACGUAGAAGCCACUUACGAACUCGAGCACAUCCUCAUCGAAGGUCACUCACGAGAAGUAUCGGGCGGUCCGCCUCGUGGCGUCCAGCUAUUGCUCGGCACCGAACUUGAUCCCCAUUUCGACGACACGAUCAUCAUGGCCAACAUCGGCUACUUCCAGUUCAAAGCCAAUCCCGGGUAUUACAAUAUACACCUUAAGGAAGGAAGGAGCUCGGAAAUUUUUGAUAUCAUCAGCGUGGGCGCAAAGGGAUAUAACCCCGUCCCCGGCGACGAAGGUACCGAAGUUGCUCUCAUGGACUUCCAGGGUACGACUCUAUACCCGCGGCUGGAAAGGAAGCCGGGCAUGGAGCUAGAAGAUGUCCUCGAAGAAAGCGCUUCUGAUAGCGGCGACGAUCUCCUCUCUCGCGGUCUCAAAUUUGCCGAAGGAAUCCUCGGGACGAAGCCCAAGCCCAAGUCGGUCUCGAACGAAGAACACGCCGAGAUCAACAUCUUCUCCGUGGCGAGCGGUCACCUAUACGAGCGCAUGCUCAACAUCAUGAUGGUCUCCUUCCUGUCUCCGUCCUUCAAAGAAUUCAUACCCCACUUAGCUAAGGAGUACGGCUUCAAGUACGAAAUGGUUACGUACAAGUGGCCGCACUGGCUCCGCCAACAGAAAGAGAAGCAGCGCGAAAUCUGGGGCUACAAGAUCCUAUUCCUGGACGUCCUCUUCCCCUACCUUGUCAAUCUUGACCUACAGGGCGCGCCCUACGGCUUUACGCCAAUGUGCGACUCUCGCACCGAGAUGGAGGGCUUCCGCUUCUGGAAGCAAGGCUACUGGAAGAAUUACCUCCGUGGGAACCCCUACCACAUCUCAGCCCUCUACGUGGUCGACCUUCGCCGCUUUAGGCAGCUAGCCGCGGGCGAUAGGCUCAGGCAGCACUACCAUCAGCUAUCGGCCGAUCCGGGCUCCCUCUCCAACCUCGACCAGGACCUACCAAACCACAUGCAAUUCGUGAUCCCGAUCCACAGCCUGCCGCAAGAGUGGCUGUGGUGCGAGACGUGGUGCAGCGACGAGAGCCAGAAAGAAGCGCGAACCAUCGACUUAUGCAACAAUCCGCAGACCAAAGAGCCGAAACUCGACCGAGCUAGGAGGCAAGUUCCGGAAUGGACCGUGUACGACGACGAGAUCGCCGCCGUAGAUCGACGGAGGAGAGGAUUAGUCACGGAUGGCGACACCCAGAAGGUGCUUACUAUUGGUAGCGACGAAAGGAACACUAAGAGCAGGACGCUCGAGGAGAAGCCUGACGUAAAGACGAGGACGAAGGAUGAAUUAUAA